GAGAGGAAGCUGAGGAAGAGGAAGGGGGGAAGAAGGCCGGCAGGAAGGAAAGAGAAGAUUCCGAAGGUGGCCGGCCUCUUUGACCGACCCACCAAGGAUUUCUUUCUCUCGAUAAAAGGAGGCAAUCGUCUUCCUCCUCUCUCCAUCCUCCGUAUUCUCUUUUCCUGCGCCGGGAGGCCAUUCCCUCUGAGAUUGAGAAAACACAGAGUCAGGCAUGGGAACCGAGGUCUUGCGUCCCCAGGACUGUCUCAACCACCGCCUCAACCUCCCCGUCACGGUACCCCGUCGGAGAUGCUCUCCGCCGGCAGGGAACCCGCCCAGAUCUGGUAGCCGGAAGCCCGCCGAUCUCUCCUUCCACCAAAAGAAGCAGCAGCCCUCCAGGAGAGGGACGGAAGGGACCCCCCUUGCCGGAAAACCGCCUGGAAAAAACGCGACCGCAAAGAAUGGUACCAUGGGUCGGGUCACCAUCUUGAAGAGAGGGCAAUCCCUCGAUUGCAUCAAGGCGUGCGAUCCUCGGACGAACGAGAGCUUAGCCGGCGAACUCAUCGUCUCCACUACCGACCGUCUGGGGCCAGAUCCGUCCUUCAUCCCGAGGCAGAUUGGCCUCACCGCCACCACCCUUCCGCGGCCGGUGUACGCCGGCUCAGCCUUCUCUCUCUCGCCUUCCCCGAGCUCUUUGCCUCUCCCCACCUUCUUCUCUGUUAAGAAGUGCUUCGAGGACUCCGCGACCAAGGAUCUCCGGCGCCUUCUCCGGCUCGACUAGGGGUCCUCCUCCUCCUCCUCCUCUACAAAUAUCCGCAGUUUCGCCUAAACUCUCUCCCCAUUUCACAACGUCCUCCCGUUCUGUAUUUUUUUGGCAACGGGAGGGCUGAGCGAAUUAGGAGAAUAGAUGGGUUGUGGCGAAAGCAAUUCCCCCUCAACUCAACAGACGGAUCUCCUCUUCCGUCCGAAUCAUAAAAAUUUAGGCCCUGCAAGGCUGUUCUUGGUGUUAAUUUAAUUCUCCUUUUCUGAUCUUAGAACAAAUGAUAGUGGAGGUCUGUCUUCUGCGUCUCUUCCCUCCCUCUUUGGAUCUGUGCUUCUCUCCUACCUUUUAGCGAAUAAAGAAACCCAUGAAGAAAGAAGCCCGAUCUGGUGGUGGUUGUUGAUGCGUGGUGUAUGGAGGUAAGAGGCGGGCACGCCCAAGCUCAGAGCGGUCGUCCUCGUCCAUCGACGGACGGACUGUUCGCCACCAAUCAGAUUGUAUUUCCUCCGAUGUAUCCAUGCUGCUGAUAAGUUGAAUUGAAUGUUGUCGAUGAUGGUAAAUAAAAUGGAAUUUAGAUUUA
Nymphaea colorata (pocket water lily) is the source of this 1322-nucleotide messenger RNA. RefSeq lists its product as uncharacterized. The transcript has a single exon. Lineage: Eukaryota; Viridiplantae; Streptophyta; Magnoliopsida; Nymphaeales; Nymphaeaceae. The record is from RefSeq and is a predicted model, not a curated record. The coding region runs from base 215 to 763 and encodes 182 amino acids.